Trichomycterus rosablanca is the source of this 1677-nucleotide messenger RNA. RefSeq names its product BMP and activin membrane-bound inhibitor (Xenopus laevis) homolog a (gene bambia). The transcript has 3 exons. The coding region runs from base 312 to 1094 and encodes 260 amino acids. Lineage: Eukaryota; Metazoa; Chordata; Actinopteri; Siluriformes; Trichomycteridae. The record is from RefSeq and is a predicted model, not a curated record. Gene Ontology annotation, molecular function: frizzled binding. Gene Ontology annotation, biological process: negative regulation of transforming growth factor beta receptor signaling pathway; transforming growth factor beta receptor signaling pathway; positive regulation of canonical Wnt signaling pathway.
ACAUCUCGAUUUUUACUUUCAUUAAAAACAAUAAAGCAAGAUUUUUUUUUUUGCGCUUACUGACAGUGUGAUAUACGCACGGGACUGUUUUGCACUGUUUUUCACUGCAGAUUUUCUCCGGACUUUACGACGCGAUUUUCUGUGCUGUGCAUGGAAUGAAGUGAUUUUGAAACUCCGGCUGGUUUUAAUCAUGAUGUAAAUCCAGGAUGUUUGGGGAUGCACUUAUUUAAGUCAGAUCUGUGAUUAACUACAGUCAGAAAGUCUUUACUACAGACAGUGGAGGAUCUAGCUGCUGUGAACAGUGGUUGUAAAUGGAUCGCCUUUCCAGUUUUGUUUCACUUUGGCUGCAGCUGGAACUCUGUGCCAUGGCUGUUCUUCUCGUUAAAGGCGAAAUCAGAUGCUACUGUGAUGCACCACACUGUGUAGCCACCGGAUACAUGUGCAAGUCAGAACUUAAUGCCUGUUUUACCAAGUCUUUGGAUCCAUUUAACACAAACUCCCCACUAACACAUGGGUGUCUGGACCCGGUGUUAAACUCAGUGGAUGUGUGCAAUGGCAAGAAUAUGGACGUUACAAACGGGGGUCAGUCUCCAGUUGAAUGUUGUUACGAAGACAUGUGUAACUAUCGGGGUCUACAUGAUAUUGUGCACACUCGAAGUGACUCAACAGAUCGUUAUCAGACAGACAUCUCUAACCAGAACCUGAUCACACGGGUUCAGGAGUUGGCCUCGGCAAAGGAGGUGUGGUUCCGGGCGGCCGUCAUUGCCGUACCCAUUGCCGGAGGCCUGAUCCUGGUGCUGCUCAUCAUGCUGGCCCUCCGUAUGCUACGCAGCGAGAACAAGCGACUACGAGCACAAAGACAGCAGAUGCUCUCGCGUCUGCACUACAGCUUCCAUGGACACCACCAUGCCAAGAAGGGCCAUGUAGCAAAACUGGACCUGGAGUGUAUGGUGCCUGUAACAGGCCAUGAGAACUGCUGCGCAGGCUGUGAUAAGCUGCGACAGGCUGAACUGAGUGGCCGAGGGGGCGAUCGGCUCCUCUCACUUGUGCACUGGGGCAUGUACACAGGACACGGUAAACUGGAGUUUGUAUGACUACUCUUCAACUGAACUUGCUCUGGGACUGGUCUCAGAGUGCGAGGAUGCUUGAACUGCUUUUUUUUGCUGUACUAUUAAUAUUAUUUGUAAUUUUAUUAUUUCCUACUUGUAAAUAGAGAAAGAAAUGACAAGGACAGCAAUGUUUGCCUUGUUUGUAUUUUUGGUUGCCUUGAUGGAGCACUUUACUUGAAUUAAAGCUUGAGAGGGUGGUGUUUGUGAACUAUACCCCACCUAAUCAGGCUUUGUCCUGUGGAUCCUGGACUGACACUGAAGACUGAAGGAUUCGUCUUAUUUGCACAUUUGUAUAAAUGAUGAGAUGAAAAUAAUUUUUGUUGCAUUUCAAAUAAGUUUGACUUAGAAAGGUUUUACUGACACCAGGGUAUGAAUAUGGCCUUUUUCAAUUUCAGUCAUGUUCCAUAAAUAAAGGAUUCUGUGUUGACUAAACAUUUAAAAAUGUCUGGCUAUCAUUUUUAUUUUAUUUAUUAGAGUGUGUGAUAACUAGGGUUCAGGAAUACACUUGUUUUUAAUUACACAUAAGCAGGAUUGUUUCUGUGUGUUUUUAGGAAUAAAUGCUACAAUA